UUCUCACUUUGCACGUGAACUUGACCCGGAGUCGACCCGCUUGCAAAAACUGACCGCUUGGAAAACCUGUACCGGACAACCGAGAGGAGAAGAAGGAGAAGGAGGAGAAGGAGAAGAAGGAGGAGAAAAGGGAUGAGGAGGAGAAGGAGGAGAAGAAAAGAAGGGGAAAAGAAGAAGGAGAAGCACCAGAAGGAGCAGAAGAAGAAGGAGGAGGACAAGGAGAAAAAGGCCGAAGGAAGAGAAAACACCUGCGGGAAAGAUGCCUCCUGGCGGACCGCCCACCCCUCCCUCCCCUGUGCCGGACCUGCCUGAGCUGGUCCUGCCUCCGGAUGUCCGCGCCUUCGUGCAAGAGGUACUUGCUCUCAUGCUCAUUCGAUUGGUUGAUGACGAGGGCUCCAUUCCUUCUGACGGAGAGGAUGGUGACCCCGACUUCAUUUAUUCAGAUGAAGACGAGGGCUCCAUCUCUUCUGAUGGAGAGGAUGGUGACCCCGACAUCUUCUCUUCAGAUGAAGACGAGAGCUCUGCCUCUUCUGACGGAGAGGAUGGUGACCCCGACUUCAUCCCUUCGGAUGAAGACGAGGGAUCCACCUCUUCUGACGAAGGCGAAGACGUCCCUGUUUCAGGCUCUUCAGACGAAGGCGAAGACUCCCUCUCCAGUUCUUCAGAUGAGGACGAUGCCUUCUCAGUGUUCUGUUCUUCAUCUGAAGGCGAAGGCUCCUCGGCCUUCAGCUCUUCAGAUGAUGACAGAGCCUUUUUUGGCAUCAGUUCCUCAGAUGAAGACGAUGGCCACAUCACUGUCUCUCUGGGUGCUGAUGAGGUCGAUGAAGGCGAUGAUGUUGGGAGUGUGAAAUCAUCGCCUGAGUCCUCAAGCAGCAUCGAGGAUCCCACCUCCUCCUCUACUGGUACUGGCGUUUCCAGUAAGAGGAGCAGGGAGGACAGUGAUGAGGACUGGACCCCCAGUCCAAGGCCAGGGAAACACUGGAAGGAGUAAUCUUCUUCGUCUGACUGGAUGGUGGAAGACAUCCAGUCAGAUGUUGAGGAGUCCUCUGAAGAAGAGUCCUGAACAGAGGAGGACAGCUCAGUCGACAUGGAUGGCUACGAGACCGAUGACAAUCAUGAUGAUGAGGAGUCGUCAGAUGAAACUUCUGCUUCUUGU
This is a messenger RNA of Larimichthys crocea (large yellow croaker), 1156 nucleotides long. Its product is annotated as clumping factor B-like. The record is from RefSeq and is a predicted model, not a curated record. Lineage: Eukaryota; Metazoa; Chordata; Actinopteri; Sciaenidae. The transcript is spliced from 2 exons. The coding region runs from base 260 to 991 and encodes 243 amino acids.